GAAGUCAAUGUGGGGCAAACUGUUCUUUCUUGACUCUUUCUCCAAGCUUGACUAAAGAGACUUCCACAGUUUCCAUUAAAGAGAUAAAACUCUUCCUCCAGCAUCUCCCCUCACAACUAUCCAUUUUCCAUUUUCUUGUAAACAUAUUUAGCCUCAAAAAAAAAAAAAAAAAAUCCAACAAAAUAUUCAAAUCAACUAUGGAGAUUGACUCAGCCAGUAGUACUAUAUCAAAUUCUUCUGUUAAAGAUAGCCUCCUAGUGAAGCAGGAUCAAACAUCUCGACCAAGAAAGAAGUUAAAAUUCAUCAUCAGUUUAAUCAUCAUUUUCACUCUCAUAAUCGGAACCAUAAUCAUGGUUUUCACCAUAAUGAAGAGAAACUUUGAUUUGAAGUCACCAGCCAAGAAUCCAGCCAUGGCAAUCAAAUCCAUCUGCUCAAUGACUCGGUAUCCAUCUACAUGUUUCAAAUCCUUAUCUCCUCUUUACAGAAACAAACCAUCAAUAUACAAAGUCAACGCAUCUCAAAUUAUGUUUUUUUCCCUUCACACAGUUAUAGACGAACUCAGUAAACUCUCUACACGUUUAUCAGAGUCAAAUGAUAAACACUGCGAACAUAUGUUCAACAACUCUGUUCAUUACUUGAAUGGUUCGUUAACGACUUUGGAUGUUGAUUUAGGUAAUGAACAAAGCUUCGUUAUAUCGAAAAGCUUGAGAGAAUUAAAGGGUUGGCUAUACAGAGAAAGUCCAAAACUUGAGGUGUGUCUGAAUAAGUUGGUAUUCGUGUAUGAAUUAAGUUCUAAAAAAACAAGAAACAGCUUAAGGAUUCUGAUCAAUAUAGAGAGUGUUUAUGGGAUGUAUUACCCAGUAAUUGGAAGCCAAAGUAUGGUGGCUUCUUUUCUGUCAGAUGUUAUGUUUGUGGAUACCAUAUGUAUCUUUGGGGUACAGUACAUUCUCUUACUACUUUUGUUUUGUCUACUUUUACGCCUAUUCAGGUAAAAUGGGUACUCUUAAUUGAUUCGAAUCACUACAGAAAAAUAGGUAAUUUGCGAGGUUGAAAGUUGCAAUUCGCGGAGG
This is a messenger RNA of Lycium ferocissimum, 1070 nucleotides long. Its product is annotated as putative pectinesterase/pectinesterase inhibitor 26. The record is from RefSeq and is a predicted model, not a curated record. Lineage: Eukaryota; Viridiplantae; Streptophyta; Magnoliopsida; Solanales; Solanaceae. Bases 198 to 992 code for a protein of 264 amino acids. The transcript has a single exon. Gene Ontology annotation, molecular function: enzyme inhibitor activity.